Salvelinus namaycush (lake trout) is the source of this 254-nucleotide messenger RNA. It is a transcript of the gene smim1, whose product is annotated as small integral membrane protein 1. The transcript has 2 exons. The record is from RefSeq and is a predicted model, not a curated record. Bases 33 to 254 code for a protein of 73 amino acids. Lineage: Eukaryota; Metazoa; Chordata; Actinopteri; Salmoniformes; Salmonidae.
UGGUAUUUGCAGUAAAUAAAAUUCAGGGAAGAAUGGCUUCUGACAUGGACUCCAAUACUGCUGGUGUGCAAUACAACCGCUGGAAUGAAGACAACAUCAAUCUGAAUGUGGCUGGAACAGGUGUAACGGGGCUCUACAACAGAGUCUGCACUGGCACCUUGGGCAUAGCUAUCAAGGUGGCCGGAGCUUUGGCUGCACUGGUGGCUGUUUACGUCAUAGGAUACGUCACUGGAUAUUACGUCCACAAAUGCUGA